Molecule: messenger RNA, 1752 nt
Organism: Aegilops tauschii subsp. strangulata
Lineage: Eukaryota; Viridiplantae; Streptophyta; Magnoliopsida; Poales; Poaceae
Product: zealexin A1 synthase-like
Molecular function (GO): iron ion binding; heme binding; oxidoreductase activity, acting on paired donors, with incorporation or reduction of molecular oxygen
Source: RefSeq, a predicted model, not a curated record
GAGCAUAUGUGCGUGCACGCGCUCACUCUAUGCCCUCAUGAACACCAUGGCCGUGGAUCAAGCCGCAUGCUACCUCCUCUGCAUCGUCCUCACUCUGCUUCUCCCUCCGCUGCUCCUCAAGCUCGUGAAACGUGGCGGCAACGAUGGCCUGAACCUGCCGCCGGGCCCGUGGAGGCUGCCGGUGAUCGGCAACCUCCACCAAGUCGCGCGCGGGGGGCCGCUGGUCCACCGCACCAUGGCCAACCUCGCGCGCCGGCUCGACGCGCCGCUCAUGCGUCUGCAGCUUGGCGAGCUCCGCGUCGUCGUGGCCUCGUCCGCCGACGCCGCCCGGGAGAUCAUGAAGACGCACGACGCCAGCUUCGCGACGCGCCCCUGGAACGCCACCACGCGGCUGCUGCGGGCCGACGGCGAGGGCCUCGUGUUCGCGCGCUACGGCGCCCUGUGGCGGCAGCUCCGCAAGCUGUGCGUCGCGGAGCUGCUCAGUGCCCGGCGCGUGCGGCCGUUCCGCCGCGCGAGGGAGGAGGAGGCCCGCCGCCUCGUCGCCGCCGUCGCCGAGGCGGCGUCCUCGGGCCAGGCCGUGAACGUCAGCGAGCGGAUCGCCACGGUCGUGGCGGACUCGACGAUGCGCGUCAUGAUCGGGGACAGGUUCGAGAGGCGGGAGGAGUUUCUGGAGGAGCUGGCGGAGAUCGUCAAGGUCGGCGCGGGGUUCAGCCUGGAUGACAUGUUCCCGUCGUGGAGGCUCGCGAGCGCCGUCGGCGGCAUGACGCGCCGCGCCGAGCUGAACCACCGCAAGACCUACGAGCUGAUGGACUGCGUGUUCCGGCAGCACCAGCAGCUGAGAGAGGCCGUGGCUGAAGGCGCCAUCAAGGAAGAGGAGGAAGACCUUGUGGACGUGCUCCUUAGGAUACAGAAGGAAGGCGGCGUCGAGGUGCCUCUCACCACAGGCAACAUCAAAGCGGUCAUCCUUGACCUCUUCAACGCCGGGAGCGAGACAUCAGCAAAUACACUCCAAUGGGCCAUGUCAGAGCUAAUGAGGAACCCACUAGUGAUUCACAAGGCACAAGUCGAGCUGCGGAACAGCCUCCAAGGGAAAUCGACGGUGACCGAGGAUGACUUGGCUGGCCUGAAGUACCUAAAGCUCGUCAUCAAGGAAACCCUGAGGCUGCACACGGUGUUGCCACUGCUUCUCCCGAGGGAGUGCCGGGAGACGUGCAAUGUCAUGGGGUACGACGUGCCCAAGGGCACCACCGUGUUCGUCAACGCAUGGGCGAUCAGCAGGGACCCGAAGCACUGGGAUGACCCGGAGAAGUUCAAGCCGGAGCGAUUUGAGAGCACCACGAUUGACUUCAAGGGCACCGACUUCGAGUUUGUUCCGUUUGGUGCCGGGCGGAGGAUAUGCCCGGGCAUCACGUUUGCGCAGGCCAAUAUGGAGAUUGUGCUCGCUGCACUGUUGUACCACUUCGACUGGAAACUCCCUGGCAAGGCCUUGCGCAGCGAGCUGGAUAUGGCGGAGGAGAUGGGCAUCUCGGUCCGAAGGAAGAACGAUCUUUACCUGUGUCCCGUGGUCCGUGUUAGCCCAUGUGCUCUUGUGUAGCCGCUUUACUUGUCACACCAUGUAGCUACCAGUCUAUGCUAUGUGAUUAUGUAAGAAGUCACCCAUUUGGACUGUAAAAGGAACCGGUGUGACUAUGUAUGGAAAAAUGUCCAUUAAUUUGGUGACUUAAAGGAGUGGAAAGUUGGAGCUGGAGCAAA